Molecule: messenger RNA, 1020 nt
Organism: Populus nigra (black poplar)
Lineage: Eukaryota; Viridiplantae; Streptophyta; Magnoliopsida; Malpighiales; Salicaceae
Product: large ribosomal subunit protein eL15-like
Exons: 4
Coding region: 275-835 (186 amino acids)
Biological process (GO): cytoplasmic translation
Cellular component (GO): cytosolic large ribosomal subunit; ribosome
Molecular function (GO): RNA binding; structural constituent of ribosome
Source: RefSeq, a predicted model, not a curated record
CUUGGAUACCAGGGCUUUGUUUUCUUUACUGACCCAAGCCUUCUCUCUUUUUAGCUUGUAAACUAAAAACCCUAGUCACCAGUCAGGCAACGCUGCUGCUCUGAUUUAAUGGGUACUCUCUCUCUCUCUCUCGCUCUCUCUGAGCCAACAUUCUUUCUUUGCACCUAUUAAUUUCUCAAAUCUCUCCUUUUUUUUCUUAUAUUCUGAUCUGCUAGCUUCUUUAGGGGCUUACAAGUACGUUUCUGAGCUAUGGAGGAAGAAACAAUCAGAUGUGAUGAGGUUUUUGCAAAGGGUUAGGUGUUGGGAGUACCGCCAGCAUCCUUCAAUUGUUCGUGUCACGCACCCCACACGCCCUGACAAGGCUCGCCGCUUGGGCUAUAAGGCCAAGCAGGGAUAUGUUGUUUAUCGUGUACGUGUUAGGCGAGGUGGUAGGAAGAGGCCUGUUCCCAAGGGUAUCGUAUAUGGUAAGCCCACAAACCAGGGUGUUACUCAACUCAAGUUUCAACGUAGCAAGAGGUCUGUGGCAGAGGAGCGUGCUGGCAGGAAAUUGGGGGGCCUCAGGGUUCUCAAUUCAUACUGGAUUAAUGAGGACUCAACUUACAAGUACUUUGAGGUAAUCUUGGUUGAUGUUGCCCACAAUGCAAUCCGGAAUGACCCAAGAAUCAACUGGCUCUGCAACCCUGUGCACAAGCAUAGGGAGCUCCGUGGCCUUACCUCCGCUGGGAAGAAAUACAGGGGUCUACGUGGCAGGGGACACUUGCACCACAAAGCUCGACCUUCUCGGCGGGCAAACUGGAAGAGAAACAAUACCCUCUCCCUUCGUCGAUACCAUUGAGUCCAGUGAUGUGGCUGUUUUGUGUUGUCAAUUAUUGGAUUUUUUGGAGGACAUUGUGGUCAUUGAGUUGAAAAUUUUGGAUAUUGGAAAUCAUGGAACGUGUUCUUCAAUUUGAAUUGGUGCAUUAGAAGUUACAAGCUGUGUUGUAUAUUCAAGUCGUGUUUAUGUAUGGUGUGUUUCUGUUC